Molecule: messenger RNA, 1743 nt
Organism: Andrographis paniculata
Lineage: Eukaryota; Viridiplantae; Streptophyta; Magnoliopsida; Lamiales; Acanthaceae
Product: metal tolerance protein 4-like
Exons: 7
Coding region: 174-1529 (451 amino acids)
Biological process (GO): monoatomic cation transport; transmembrane transport
Cellular component (GO): membrane
Molecular function (GO): manganese ion transmembrane transporter activity
Source: RefSeq, a predicted model, not a curated record
ACACCCACCCACCCCCCAUCCCAUACCCAUUCAUUGUUUGUUGCUGCGACUGUGAGCGAGCGGUUAUCUUCAUCGUUCGUGGGAUCUAUCCUUCCUUCCUUCCCCCCGCUCCCUUCGCAUCCUUACCUGGCCGCCCAUUAGUAACUUCUUCUUCUCUCUUCUUUUUGUGAUUAAUGGACUCCCCGACCACCACAUCGCCAUUGCUAGCAAAUGAGCCAUCCCAUAAAACCUGCAGGAAUAAUAAUCUAAUCCACACUCUGAAAUGCGAUUUCUUAGGUAAGUUGCCGGACAAGGUGAAGACGGCUCUUGAUCCGGAGUCCCUUUUUCAUCCCGACUUGUCCAGGACAACGGGUUUAGCUUCAGGUGAAAAGGAGUACUAUGAGAGGCAGUUUGCGACCUUGAGGUCCUUUGAGGAAGUGGACUCCCUUGGAUCACCCUGCAGUGCCAUCGAUGAAGAGCAUGAUCAUCACGAGGACGCGCAGCAUGAGAGAGCCAUCAACCUUUCCAAUUGGGCUAACAUCUUCCUCCUUGCCUUUAAGAUUUAUGCCACAAUACAAAGUGGGUCCCUGGCCAUUGCCGCUUCGACACUGGAUUCCUUACUAGACCUUUUGGCCGGUGGAAUUCUUUGGUUCACCCACCUGUCUAUGAAAAGCAUCAACAUCUACAAGUACCCCAUAGGGAAGCUGAGAUUGCAGCCUGUUGGGAUUAUCAUUUUUGCUGCAGUGAUGGCUACCCUUGGGUUUCAGGUGCUAGUGCAGGCUGUGGAACAGCUGCUUAGAAACGUACCGUCUGACAAGAUGAGUGGAGAUCAGUUGCUGUGGCUAUACGUCAUCAUGCUCUCAGCAACCGGAAUAAAACUUAUUCUGUGGAUUUACUGUAAGAGCUCAGGAAACAAGAUUGUUCGUGCUUAUGCAAAGGACCAUUAUUUUGAUGUGGUGACAAAUGUGGUGGGGUUGGUGGCUGCUGUUCUUGGUGACAGGUUUUAUUGGUGGAUCGAUCCUGCUGGCGCUAUAGUGUUAGCUAUCUAUACAAUCACCAAUUGGUCGGGAACUGUGUUGGAGAAUGCCGUGUCAUUGGUGGGGCAGUCUGCGCCCCCUGAGGUACUGCAAAAACUUACGUAUCUAGUCCUGAGCCACGAUCCUAAAAUCAAGCGGGUGGAUACUGUGCGAGCUUACACAUUUGGGGUGCUUUACUUUGUUGAGGUGGACAUAGAGCUGCCAGAGGAUUUGCCGUUGAUUGAGGCGCACGCGAUUGGGGAAUCACUGCAGAUAAAGAUAGAGCAGCUGCCGGAGGUGGAGAGAGCCUUUGUUCACCUGGACUAUGAGUGCGAUCACAAGCCCGAGCACACUGUCCUGUGUAAGCUCCCCAACACCGAACCCUGCUGCUGUCAUGAAAUGAAGUCAAUGACAAGAAGAGUGCCUGCCUGGCUGUUUGGGGAUAUUUUCUUUUUAUGGGUUGGGAGUGGGUGGUGCGUUGCUGUGCUGAGGGAGGGAGAGUCAGGGAAGCCAAGCCAAGCCGUGAAUGGUUGAAUUCAUAGUUGGACUGGACUGGACUGGAUUGAUUCUCUAUUACUAUAAUAAUAAGUAAAAGAGCCUAGUAGGUGGCGUGCUGAGAGAGAGGGAGGGAGAGCUGUUUGGUAGUUUUAGAAAUUAGUAGGAACUGGUUUUCUGUUGCAAUGCAUCAUACAUUAUUACAUAGCCCCUGUGUAUUUAGUGCACUUAAAAGAUUUGUAGUAUUUACUCU